Molecule: messenger RNA, 1242 nt
Organism: Trypanosoma grayi
Lineage: Eukaryota; Euglenozoa; Kinetoplastea; Trypanosomatida; Trypanosomatidae
Exons: 1
Coding region: 1-1242 (413 amino acids)
Source: RefSeq, a predicted model, not a curated record
AUGAUGCUUGGACGCAUUGCUUUCAUCGCGUCCUGUGCAACGGUAUUCACAGGAACUGCGUAUGUCGUUGGCGUAGCCCUUAGUCCUCCUCCAUCUUAUACCGUAAGUAAUCAGCAGCGUCUCCAGCAGUACAACACUCUAGCACAUGGUAGCACCUACGAGAAAAAGACACGCGGGCAGGAAUUUUACUUGGGUAUCAGCCGCUGGAGGCGAAGGCUUCUGCGGGAAGAAGGCUUAGUGCGUGGCCGUGUCUUAGAGGUGGGUGCGGGAUGUGGUGGUAUUACGUCGUACUACGAUGCGGUGCUGCAGCCUCAAUCCGCCACUACCCACAAGGCUCUGGGAGAAGAGAAGAAGGCAGAUGUAGUAAACAGUGCCGAUACGGUGGAGGUGAUAUUGAGUGAUCGCUCCCCUGGAAUGGUGGAAGCAGCAGCUCAGCAGAUUCAACAACGCUACGGUUACUCUCCAUAUCGUUACCCCGACUACGACGUCACGGGCAUUCUCGAUGCGGUAAAAGGGUAUCGUGAAAAAGAAGGCACGAGCUCGAUUGGUUCCACACUGGGACAUCAUGAUGGGGAGCCGCAGCGCACCAUAAGAAGCGGUGUCGUAAAGCGGAAGGUAGUUCACUCUGAUGGUAGCAUUAUGGAGGUGUCGUCUACACCGCUUGUCGAUGAUGAAGGCUACGCUAUCGCGGGAGAAACAGUGGCCCCCAUAUUGCAGGGUACCCUCCCUGGAAACAUGCUACCGCUCCUUUCUAAGGAAGGUCGGGCGGAACUCCAGCGACGCAACGCGGAGAAGGAGACGGCGCAACAGCUAAAGGAUGGGGAACAAGCAAAUAGGCAAAUGUUUGCUGUGGCAAAUUACGCAGCUGAACAACUCCCCUUCGAGAACGAUACGUUCGAUACAGUCGUGGAUAUGUUCGGUCUCUGCAGUUUUGAUGACCCUGUACGUGCGCUGAGGGAGAUGUCGCGUGUUUGCAAGCCGAGUGGGCAUCUUCUUCUGCUUGAGCACGGCAAAGGGCGAUGGUCACGCUUGAACGAUUAUCUAGAUAAGUGGGCGCCGCGCCACGCAAAGAUGUGGGGAUGUUGGUGGAACCGUGAUAUACGACGGUACAUGCGCCUCGCGGGUCUGACCGUUCUUAAAACAGAAGAAAAGCACUUUGGGACAUCACAGUACAUCGUGGCGAGGCCGUUCAAAACGAUGGAUGAAUGGGAAGCAUAUAAUUCCAAGAGCAUGAGGGAAUAA